AGUUAACAUACUGUAUGAUUGAAGUGGACUUGAAUUGAGUACAAUUAAUGUAAAAAAUACAUUACAUUUCAAAACAUUUUUAGUAGGACCAUACUAGCAGUAUUAUAGUGGAUUUAAUAAAUCAUGAAGUUCUCCUGUGAUUUUAUUUAGUGAUUUCAAGGAGAUGACUAUCCAUUGCUGAUUUUCGUGUUCCACUUGCAAAAAAUAACCAUGAAGAAGCAAGUUGUCAAUGUGGACAAAAAGAAAGUUACCAAGACAAGAGUCCCAAAUCCUCAAAAGCUCUCAGCAUUUGAGCAAUAUGUAGAAAAAGAUGUGAUGCCAACGAUGCAGAGUCUUUCUAACAUGAAAGUCCUCCACCAAGGAGACUUCAAAGACUUCUUAGUCGCACAACCAAAUAAAGAAAUACAUUCUGUCUUUGCAAAAGAGAAGGAAGAGCCAAAUAUUCCAGGAAAACGGGGAAAAAAUCCACCACGUAAAUCAAAAUUUUAUCCAAUCAAUGGUGAAGAAUCUACAAAUGUUAAGCCUUUGGCCACAAAAGAAGUGCCACAGGUACAAAAGGUGGAGAUACAGCAUAAAGUGGCACUCCUCGACAUUGGAAAUACUUCAAGAUAUUUCCCGCUUCCCAAAGCAAUGAGAAGAAAGAAGAUGUUUAUGGACACCUCCAAGUCCUGCUUAGAGGACUACACAGGCAUGUUUCAGCUGACGGACAUGGCAAUCUAUGCCUUAAUGCAGGCAGACAAGGGAGCCAACUGCCCGGCCGUUCAAGAGGUCAACUUCUCCGCUUGUAUCAAUCUAACUGACACCGGAUUGAAGUGGUUUGCUGGAAUGAGCCCCAAUCUCCAAAAAGUUUCAUUGCACGGCUGUUGCAAGGUCACAGAGACAGGCCUGUAUGUCUUGACUAAAUGCUGCAAGAAGCUGAAUCACCUUAACAUUAUAGGAACUGCUGCUCUUUUUAUCCCCAAAUCUGUGACAGAAAUCAAGCAGCUUGAAUCAAAGAAUAUCCCAAUGAGUGUAGUCCCAAACUUCAAACCCUCUGGUCUUGAUGUCUUCAAAGUUUGUGUGAUUCAUGGGAAGAGCUCGUGUCGAAGCGUUGUGAAAUACCUCAGUGGUCAGCAGGAUCAGUCUCUGGAUCCAAUGUCCAGCCUGGCAGACUUCCAAGUGAACAACCAGUUCAGAGUCAAUAUUAUAGAAUGCGUGGAGUCUCUAAGCCCAAUGCUGGUAACUAAGAGAGCCCUGUACCUUCUUCCUGUGGGACCCACAAAGGAUGCAGCUGUAGAAGCCAAGGGGGUGUUUGCUGUGAUCUGUAAUGUUUUGAAUAAGACUCAGAACGCAGUGUUUAUACUUACGUCCCUGCAUGACAAGGGUGAGACUGUCCCAUUAGUUGACAUUUGGAGAGAGAUUGACAGUCUUGCGAAGAAAUUACACGAGGCAUUGAAAACGGAAGUCCAAAACGAUCUUAAGAUAGCACAAGAUGAUUUGUCAUUUGCGGCAAGCGUUGAAACACAGAUGCCGCUUGGGUACAAGGCUUCCCUCUGUGAGGCACUUGCAACCUUGACCGUGAAGGUCAUGGACAUUGACACCUCAGUGCCUUACAACGCAAAAACAGAACUAAAGCCUUUAGUUGCAGGUCUGGAAAAGGUGAAAGAGCUGUAUCCAGAGUACCAGGAAAUACCAGAAGAGUUGUAUUCGUCCCUGACAGAUGGCAGUGCAGACAAGCUGCUAUAUAGUGGAGUGUGUCCUCUGGAGCAGCUGUCACAGUCUAACGCCAGGCUUAUGAAGAUGCAGCAGCUGAUGGGAAGGGCAGUGCAACUGGAUCUUGUAGACGAGUCCUCCGCAAUCCUCUGCAGGCCUGAUUGGCUGGCCACGGUCAUGACCUUUGCCCUGACCCCGCCCCCACCCACUGAGGUCAAGGUCACUGUUGUGCCUGGGUUGCCGGGCAACGUUUCAGCAUGGCAGCUGGAUGACCUUGUGACCCAGCUACAGGGAAGUGGGCUACCAGCAGAUCAGGCAAGGAUGGGAGCCCAGAUAGCCUUCAAGGUCAGCGCCUCUGUCCACCCAAGAUACGCUGUACCCUACUCUGCACUGCCUGCCAGCCCACCCUUACCUGUGGAAAACUUAUUUCAGUCACUUGGUAAAGCAGAUCCUUUGUUCUACACAGUUGGUUACCAGGCAAUGAUUUCAUGCCCAGUGUCAAAUGGACUGUUCGCGCAGCUACUGUUCUUUGCCUGUAAAGUGCGCAAGUGGUCGUAUGCCUGGCAGGGUGGUUGCAUUAUCCAGGAAGGCGUUGUGGAAACACUGAUACAAUGGGAGGUGACAGCAGAUUUGACAAGUAUUGGUGUGUACAGCCAUUCGUUGAGGUGUGAACAGGAGUAUGGCAAGGUCAAGGACAUUGUGUGGCACGCCGUGCUGCAGUACCGUCUUGUUCUUGACUAUAUACUGGCUCUCAACCAGGUGCCUUACAAGAUGUCCUUGACCUUUGAACCUGACCCCAGCGAUGACAUAACGUCUGGACAGAAGAUUGAUGUAGACUAUGUACCAGAUACUGUCAGCAAACUAGUUGCAGACCACAACUUUCAGCCUCUAGAUGACAGCAUUUCCUGUGUGGUUACAUGUCAAUUGUGUGGAGUGACACCUUCACAAGCUCGACUGCUUUGGAAACUGCAUGCGGAUAGCCACUUCUCUGUGGACAACGCAAGCAAUCAUGGGUCUGUGGGCUGCAUGUAUGGAGUAGGGGAGGAUGAAUGCCUGUUUAAUGAUAUUGGGCUAAGUACCACAGAGUUGGACAGCUUCUCUAUGAUAAUUAUGGAAUAUACGACAGGUUCCAACAUGACGCCUUAUUUCCAUAUUGGCUUGACAAAUUCAUCAGGGACUGCCAGUUUCAACUUAAACACUGGGCAGCUGAUGUACAAAUUUUCUAGUUCUGCCUCGGAGAAGACUAUGGACAUAGACGCCGAAAGUAUUCCAAAAGAAGGGGACCUGCUCAAAUUGUUGUUGGUACAGACGCCUUCCCCAGACGUCAUAGAAUUUAAGUUGAUCAGGAACACUGAGUGCAUCGGGUCAUUGGCCAUUCCUAACCAGAGCUACAUGCCCUACAUCAUAUCAGGACAGGGCAGCAGCAUGACUGUGACUCUCCAACCUGUCUCAGUCGUACAAACACCCAGGGACCAAGUAAAGCAAUUCACGCCCAUGCUUAUAGAUAAAGUGAUGGAAGCAUAUGGGAAAGCUACAUCUGGGACCAAGUGCAGUCGUAUGACAUAUAGGGCGCAAGUGAUAGAACAAAGAGCUGUUCAGAAAAGCCAGAACACGUCUGCUCUGUUUGAGUUCUUCAGCUCACACAGCCACUUCCUUUGUCUGUUGCCAAGAGAGAUGAGCCUGACAACAGUCCGGUACCCGAGUCUGAAAUCCAUUGUGGAUUUCAGCAAACAAAACGCUCAUCUCCUGUGCCAAGGAAUCAAGACAGACGUGCUGCACUUUGUUGAUAGCAGUGGCCUCCCCUUACAGGAUGCAGACAAGCUGCUGACCCCCCAGAACGCCCUCUACCUUCAAAAUUGUAUUCUUGGACUGGCCAUGCAGACGCAUAUUCUGCCAUCAAAAUGUUCCAACCUGAUUUCUGGAUUAACAGAUGAUAAGUUGGAUGCAGGGACCCAGGUUUUGAGGCUUUUGUUCAUGUAUCUGCAAGUUCUUGAACUGCUGGUUGCUGACAAAACUAGUGUAGUCUCAUUUUCUGAGGAGCUUUUGGAGGUUGUAAACUCCUUGACAAAAGACAAGAUGUUCAGAGAACACUUUGCAGAAGGGGAGACCAUUCGUUGCAAAGGUCACGCAAAAACCAUCCGGCCCAAUAAGGAAUUAAGCGAAAUGAGCGUGGUUGAUUUUACCAAGAUUUACAAAUUCAUCACAAAGCUGGAUUUCCAGAACAACAAAAUCGAGAAACUUCCGGACGAUGUCUUUGCAAACUUUGAAGUUUUAGAAUCAGUCAACUUUUCAAGGAACUACUUAUCAUCUAUUCCAAGUGGUCUGGGAAAGCUUAGGGAACUGAACAAAAUUAAUUUCUCCCACAAUGAGCUGAAAGAUCUUGCGCCCGAUUUUGUCGGACUGAAAGAUGUGAUAGUUUCUCUGGAUAUCUCCCAUAAUCCUUUCAACCAUCUUCCUCACAGUGUCUUUAUGCUCCAAAGUUUGGAAGAAUUGAACGCUGAGAACAUAGGCACUGUAGAUCUGACGGAUAUUCACCAGUUGAAGAACUUGCAUCACCUGAACAUUGGUUACAAUCACGUGGCUCAGAUUCCUGACACUCUGGGCGACCUGCCAUUGACCUUUCUCAAUUUGAGUGGAGUCCCAUGGAUACCGUUGUCUAACUACCCAUCCAUUGUGAUGUUCACAAAGGCCCUGUCAGCAAAUAAUGUGACCAACAAGAUGGACAAAGAGGAGAUGAUUAGGCUGUUCAAGGGAGCUGACCUUGACGAGUCCAGUGACCUAAGCCGUGAAGAGGUUGCAACACUUAAUCAGACCACGUUGUUUGACAUGUACGCUAGGCUAGGGCAAAAGGCACUGGCAUAUCAGAAAUCAUCCGGGUUUCCCCCAAUGAUAUUCCACCUGCAGGGUUUGAAGACUCUGAUACUUCAGUACCACGGGAUCUCAGCUGUACCGGACCAGGUCAAGGAUCUUACACAACUGACGGAGCUUGACCUUUCAGAGAACCCUCAACUGAAGACUCUGUCUGCAGAGCUGGGAGCUCUCCCUUUGAAACAAUUGCAGUUGAAAAACUGUCCAGCUAUGAACACUCCACCAAAAGAGAUCGUCGCAAGGGGGUUUGUGGCCGUUAUGGGAUACUUGAAACGUUUGCGACUGGGUGCCUCUCAUUGCAAGAGAACCAAGCUUAUGAUGGUUGGACUUGGAGGAGCAGGAAAGACAAGUCUGGUUCAGUCAUUGAUAAACAAGCGGUAUAGAUCGUUCAUUAAUUACGACGAUCCAAUCACGGACGGUAUCCAGAUCAAUACAUGGGAGGUUCCCAUCGAGGAUGAGGAUGACAAGUUGACGUUCAGUGUCUGGGACUUUGCUGGCCAGACUGUCUACUAUAACACUCAUCAAUUCUUCCUAUCAAACCGUGCUGUUUACCUGCUGCUGUGGAAUGUGCGCCAAGGUUACGAGCACGCCGGCCUUGACUUCUGGCUCAGCUCUAUUGCCUGUCAUGCUCCAAAAGCUCCAAUCAUAGUGGUGGGAACACACAUUGACAAGGUGGAGAAGUUUCGCUUACCAGAAGACGCAUUGAGAGGUCGCUAUCCACAAAUAUCGAGCUUCGAGUAUGUAAGCAGCUACUCAGGAGAUGGUGUUGAAAGUUUGCGGACGAUAAUCCUUAAACUAACACUGCAGCAGAAAUAUAUGGGUGAAAAGAUCCCAGUGGCGUGGCUGACACUGGAGAAGAAAUUGAUUGCGCACAGGGCAGAGAAAAAACAAGACAUACUGCCAUUCAAGACAUUGGAGUCCCUUGGGGCAUCGUGCGGUAUCUUUGACCGGACAGAGUUCAUCCAGGCCAUACAGUUCCUGCAUGACCUCGGUGCAGUGCAGUUCUUCGACACAGACUUUCUGCGCUCCAUGGUGGUCAUCUACCCCCAGUGGAUUGUGGACGUGAUGGCCUGCCUGGUCACCGUGCAUGAUGGGGCUGUGAAGGAUGGCAAGUUGAUGCUGAAAGACAUUGACAAGAUCUGGUCUGCAUACCCUGCAGACCUGCAUCCCUGGCUUCUUAGACUGACGGAGGAAUUUGACCUAACCUGUCCACUUGAGGAGGAGGAAGCAAGCAUUGUGCCAUGUCUGCUGCCUGACAAGGAACCCAAAUAUGACUGGCCCCACCCUGAUCCCCAAAAAAAACGCAGGGAGACCAUGAUGCUCUACAAGUUCCAGUACCUCCCAGCAGGCCUCUUCAAUAGGGCACAGGUGAGACUGCACCAGUAUUCCAAAAGCUCAUUGCUGUGGAAAACUGGCUCCUUCUUGAAAAAGAACGAUCACAUUGCCCUCCUGCUUCAAACGGAUGACCAUGAAGUUAUUGUGAGGGCGCAGGGCUUCCGACCUAAGAAUUUCAUCUUUCUGGUUCACGAGAUGAUUGAGAAUCUGAUCAAGGAAUCCUACGCAGGCGUGCAAUAUGACUUUCAGAUUCCAUGCAAGGAUUGCCUUCACAUGAAUGUCAAGGAGCCGAGUAUGAUGUCCUACCUGAAAGUCACCAAGGCAUUAGAACUCAAUGUUCCCUUCAUCCAGUGUGACAAGUUCUUCCACAUUUUAUCUAUACAGCAGCUCAAAGAUUCAAUGCCAUCAGACAAGCUUUCUAACAUGGACAGUCACCUACUUAACAGCGUGAGAGACUUAAGGGAUCUGAACAAGAAAACAAAGAUAUCAGUCUUCUUCGUUUACUCGCAAAAGAAUGUUCCAGAUUCUGCCUCUGCUGACAAGGUUGUGCAUCCCACCACAAUUUAUGAAGACAUGAGGAAACAGGAAUUUCUUUCUGUCUCCUUCUCGGAUAAACCUGAAAACUGCGACAUGGAGGCAUUGACAAUCACAAUGAAAUCAGUCGAUGUGGUUGUCGUUGGUAUUUCGGAUGAAUUUUGUUCGAACCCAAGUAGUACAAAGCUGCUCCUGUACAUAAAAGAUGUUCUACAGAAGGCAGUGCUGCUGGUUGUGCUUGGUACCACUAAACAUUGGCUGCGUGUAAAGGACAUAAGCUCCAGAUUCGGAACUGAGGUGUAUGUUGACAUGCAGAACAAGGAACGCUAUGUAUACAAAAUACAAGAGCUGAUGGAGGGUCUAAAGAAAAAAAUGAGUGCCAAGGGAAAGAAGUCGGCACAUUCAGCAACCCCUCAAAAGUGUUUCAUCAGUUACUGCUGGUCUAAUUCCCACGAUGCAGUGCUUGUGAAGAAGUCCAAGCAAUACGAGGGUGCCCUGACGGACUGGGAAAAAUCUGACCCAAGGCAGGUGAAGGCGUUCCUAGAACAGAAUGGCGUCUCGUGCUGGUUGGACAUUGAGAGAACUGGCGGGGUUGGCUUGUUCCACUCGAUUGCUGACGGUCUUGUAGAGGCAGAAGUUAUGGUCGCCUUUGUGUCAAACCAAUAUGUGGAAUCAAAGGCAUGUGUGAUGGAGUUCAGAUAUGCUCUCACCACACGCCGUAUCCCUGUGAUGCUGGUUGUCGUGGGAACCGGAUCAGGGUGGUUGAGCUCUGAGGUCGGCUUGCUGGGCGUUGGUUACAAGUGUAAGCAGGUGAACCUGCAAGUGAAGAAUGAAGCUGGAUACCUGGAGAUACUGAAGUACGUACAGGAAGCCUUGAAGAGUUCCGCAGGCAGCACUUCGCAAAGUCAGACAGAGGAGGUCCAGAGGAACAUUGCGUUCCAGGAAGUAUUGGAGCUGACCCAACGGAAGAUGUUACGCCACAUAACAUCACGGUUCAUUAGCAACGACCUGGAACCCUAUCCAAAUCUUUUCGUCGUAGACUACAUAAGCGAGGCAGAAAAGGAGUAUGCAGCAAAGGUGCGUGAACAGAAAGAGAGGGGGCAGAAAGGCAUUACCAAGGGGAAUGGUGAUUGUCCUGAAACUGAGGAAACUGUUGACAAAAGUCUGAGUUCAGCUGAUGCGAUGCAGUUCAAAUAUUGCUUCCGUCUGCUGUGUGAGAACCCAAGGGGCUGGCAUGUUAUGCCAACCAUGAUCCCGUACAACGACGACACCAGUUCGGAAGAAAAGAAGAAUCUGAUUGAAACAGCAGCGCCAUACCUGAGCCGCGUCUAUGCAAUCAUCCGGCAUGGCAACGUGAAACUUGAAUGCCUUGCGACGCCAGAUGGAGAGCUGUUUCUGCAGAAACUGGAAGAGGCAGGGGUCAAUAGCAGCGACUUUGAGCAAGAGUACCUCGCUCUGAGGUCCGUUGUGAUGGGAUUUGACAAGGCCCACUCCAUGGCCCAUCUGUCACGGUGUCAAGUAAACGGUAAGAUGUUCUGGCUUUGCGAGGAACACAAGAUUGUAACACGUAGCAAGACCGAAGCAAGGUACCAGGGCAAGGGUAUCAUACGAGAGGAAGCCAUUCCAAUGUCAGACAUACCUGAGACGUAUGCAUAUGUUGAACAAGAUACUCCAGUGAGUCAAUCAAAAGAGUCCAGUCAGAAGAAGAUCUUUCGGAAGCAUCUGAGCAAGCAGCAAGCACCAAGCUUGAAGAGACAGACCAGUCAGAUGUGUAGUGUAAUGUGACCACCUUGCAAUCAUUGCCGGUCAUAUGUACAUUGCUAUGUAGCCACCUUGCAUACAUGACUAGUCAGAUGUGUGGUGUAUUUUAACCACCUUACAUACAUGACCUGUAAGAUGUGUACUGUAAUUUAACCACAUAUCAUACAUGACCAGUCAGAUGUGUGGUGGAUUGUAACCACGUUGCAAACACGACCAGUCAGAUGUGUGGUGUAAUAUGCAUUUUAUUUAAACAAGCAAAAUAACUUCGCUAAAAAAAUAUGUAUGUUCUCUUAUUGAUAGUGAUCAAUCAAGAUUGGGCAAUUAAUAAAGCAUUUGUAACGGUUUUAAUUGAUCAUUGAUCAAAAACAUGUAUUACCAAGGACCUUUGAAAUAUUGACCAAAAUCAAAAGCAUGCACUGUGUAAGAGGAAGUGCGUUAGCUUUUGCAUUAAAGGGUACCAGGUUCAAAUCUUAGGGUAGGAGUUUUAUUUCAAUAUUGUAUUGUUAUUAUUAUUAUUAUUAUUAUUUGAAACUGUUAAGUUCUUUGCAGUUGUGUAGGCAAUUAUUUGUUUAAUGGCAUUCUGUGAACAAAUCCUUUUUAGACUGUGAUCAUCAUUUUUGUUUCCUUGGAUAUGCUCGAGUGCAUGGUUUGAGUUUAUUCGCUUUUUUGGUAAAAGACAUGAAGCAUAAUAGAUUAUAUAUUGAACUGUAUUGAUGUAUGGCAAUUACCUGGAAUGAUUUGUCUUGUGUACCAUGAAUGAUUU
This is a messenger RNA of Dreissena polymorpha, 8953 nucleotides long. RefSeq lists its product as uncharacterized. NCBI's taxonomy places the organism in Eukaryota, Metazoa, Mollusca, Bivalvia, Myida, Dreissenidae. The transcript has 52 exons. The coding region runs from base 211 to 8214 and encodes 2667 amino acids. The record is from RefSeq and is a predicted model, not a curated record. Gene Ontology annotation, biological process: signal transduction. Gene Ontology annotation, molecular function: protein binding.